Molecule: messenger RNA, 1356 nt
Organism: Fusarium mangiferae
Lineage: Eukaryota; Fungi; Ascomycota; Sordariomycetes; Hypocreales; Nectriaceae
Exons: 2
Coding region: 1-1356 (451 amino acids)
Source: RefSeq, a predicted model, not a curated record
AUGAAAGACAUCGUCCUUCCCGACUCCCUCUCUGACUUCACGGAGUGGAUCGGAGGAAUCGCAGAACCACAGGCCUUUGGCUUACAGCCCCGGCAAAGGCAAUGUGUCGACCCAGGUUACUACCCAUGCUCAAGCGGUCUCGGAUGUUGUCCUGGAGGCAGUACCUGUAUCUCUACCGGCUGCUGUCGCGGGAACGCCAAAGAAUGCGGCUCAGGCCGCUGUUACGAUCCAUCAGCACAAAUCUGCUGCAGCAGCGGCACGGCGUGUUUGAAAAGCCAGACUUGCGUCAGUGGAGGAUGCUGCAGCAGAGGCGAGACCAAGUGCGGCUCAUCUGGAUGUUAUAACCCCAACACGUCAGUCUGCUGUGGUGGCGUCGGUAGAAAUUGUCCCAAGGGGUAUGACUGCAUGCCAGGCGGUGGCUGUUGUCCGUCUGGUCAGAAGCGGUGUGGAAAUAGCAAGUGCUAUAAUCCGCGAACAACAACUUGCUGUACCGGCCCUGGAACUGUAUGGGCUUGUCCAAAAUCUAGUGACUGCUGUUCAAGUGGAUAUUGUGCCAAUCCUUCUACCCAACGGUGUUGCAAGAAUGGUUCCUGCUUAAAGGGUACCACGUGCUGCGAGAAAGAGUGCUGUCGAUCAGGGGGCUACUGUGGUUCUGAUGGAUAUUGUAAGCCCUGUCCGGCUGCCACUACGACGAUCAAGUCGACAGAUACAGUUACAACAACCAAGAUGAAGACUGUGCGCGUUACAACUGACAUCGAGCCCGAGACCGGCGACGCUCCUGAGUUUACCUGCGUCCCCAUGACGGCUACAAACGACGAAGGCGCGACACUGGAGCUUGAUGAGGGAUGCACUCUGCAUUACGAACCCCCCGAAGCUACCACCACUGACGACAGCGCCGCUCGUCUUCGUCGUGAUGCCGCGACAGCAUCGGCCCACGUCAACAGAGGAAUCAGCCUCUUGGGCAGACAACUUUCUUGCACACCUUUCACAACCUAUACAACAACAGAAUGGGAGACCGAAACCGAGACCGAAACUGGUACAAAGACUGUCACGGUGCAAGGCGAAGAUGCGACGUUCUCGUGUCCUGAGAUGGAAGUCACCAAUGAUGUCGGCGAUACGCUUGCUCUUGAUGCUGAGUGCGUUUUGUCGUUUACGCCGGCUGAAACAACGAGCUCUGAGGAGGGAGCUUCCGCACAAGAUCAGCCGACGAAUGUCCCGGCUGGAACUGGGGAGAGUACUACUACGGUGACAGCUACUGCAGGAAGUGGAGGCUCAAAUGACAAUAGUGGUUCGAUUGAGCAGGUUUCUUUGUCACUGAUGUUGAGUCUUGCUGGAAUUGCUUUGUUACUCAUUUAA